CUUUUGUUAAGAAGACACGACCAUCGACAACCAAGUUGGACACCCCGCCGGUGACUUCGAUAUCGUAGACGAUCAGCCCAAACUAUCGUUGAACAAUACACCGGUCAUAACAAUUAGAAAACGCGCUGUUCACAACCUAGUCUUGGAGCAACCAGUUGUACUCGGCGAGGUGACAGUCACUACCGCUCGACAGAAUGACCGCAGCAAAAUCCAAGAUAUUGAAAGAGCAUUCGAAAAGCGCAGCUGUGUCCACCCCUCACACUCGUUCACAGGAACUGGCUGCCCAGGAACUCCCACCCGUCCUUAACGGGAGGAAGAACAAGAAGAAGAAAGGAAAGGGAAAGGAACCUGCAGUACCAACCCUUCAUCCAGCAUUUGCUGACCCAAGCUCUUACGAUGACGACGAGAUCCCCAGUCUGGAGGAGGCUGACUCUCCAACUUCCCCUAGGACGGGUUUUUCGCCUGUACUUGAAUCCGUGCAUGUCUCCGCGACAACCAUCGCUCGCUCGGGCAACGGAAUAACAACGCAAGUGCAGACGGGGCUACUGGCGGCCGAUUUACAUGGCAAUCACGCGGAGAUACCGAGCAAUGGAUACGCGGGAGGGAAACGACCACAUACGAUGCCACACAUCCCACUUCCAAAAACCACUGGUCCGACUGGUCCAGGGAUGGUGGAUGAAGAGUACUGGUCGUCGUUUCCUCCCCAUAUCAAAACUUUUGCGCAGACAAUGUACAACAUCGCGCAACAGAUGGUUCAAUCAGAUUCCUAUAUGAAGGCCACAGGUGCUGCGACGAUGGCCACCGAGGGACUACCAGGCUUCUCCCCGGACGCACACCCUCCACUGCCAUUUGAUCCGUCCAUUUUCUCUGAUCCCGCAUUCACAUUGUCUGUCGAGCAAGCAGCAGUACUAGCACUAAGUGCAGCCCCACUACCGGCAGGACAGUCUCCCCGCGGACCGCACCCACAGUCGAAUGUUGUGCUGUUAAACGAGUUUGGAGACGGUGAGCACAGAGUGGCAGAAGACGACUAUUACAGUGAGGAUGACAUCGAAGGCAAAUAUGAGGGCGAGGGGGACCUGGACGGGUUUGAGUUCCAUGCAAGUGGCAUGGUCCCGCACCCACCAAAUAUGCCCGAUGCUGUUGCACAAGUUGUUCUGAGUUACGGAGAGCACGUAACCCGUGGCCGUGCAGCAGCCCAGUCGACGCUAGUGGCAAGCAGUGAUGAGAGUGUUGAGCCAGUUGUUACUGCUACUAGUGUAUUGGAUGAUAGUUCGGCCGGCCGUAAGGGAAAGAAGAAGAAAGGGAACAAAGAUGGGACCGAUGCCCCGGCCGGGGUCCCGACGGCACCCGUGCCGAACACUGUAGAAGCGCGAUCGGCACCGCCGGCACCGGGGCUGUCGCCGGAAAAGCCCACGGCGGGACUGGAAUCGCCUCAGUCUCCCACCGCGAACAACGCCAUGCCUGCUACAAGAAAAGAAAAUCUGCCUGCAAAUCCCCCGCCGAGCUCGCGUGCACAGGGAAAACAGCCAAUGGCCUAUGCGCCCUCCACGGCAGCGACAACGGCCACCGCUCCGCCCAACGGACAGCAGACAAGGACGGCCAGAGCAGCAUCAAAGGCUCCGAUGUCCGCUCAUAACUACAAUAACCACUCGCAUCAUCAUCCCUCGCCUCCAUCGUCCAAUGCAUCUGCGACUAACAAAUCGCGGUCAAAUACCGCUUCGGGCUCAAACAAGAACUCUCAGAAUAACAAGAUCUGGAGUACGAGCUCAACGGAGGAACGCGAACGGAUCAAGGAGUUCUGGCUCGGUCUAGGAGAAGACGAGCGUCGAAACCUCGUCAAGAUCGAGAAAGAUACUGUCCUCAAGAAAAUGAAGGAGCAGCAGAAACACAGCUGCAGCUGUGCGGUCUGUGGUAGAAAGCGGCACGCGAUCGAAGAAGAACUCGAGGUACUGUAUGAUGCUUAUUACGAGGAGCUGGAACGGUACGCAAAUCAUCAACAGCGUUAUGUCUCCUCAGGUGGUACUAUACCACCGCCACCUGGACCUGGACCAUUCCCAGGCAGCGUCGAACUAGACAAGAACGGCGUCGUCAUUGGACACCCCCAGACCAAAUCUCCUCGUAAUCCACCUCGGACAAAUAAUAGGGCGACACCUCUCACAAACGGCCGGAAGCCUCCAAAGGCGGAAAGCGAAUUCGAAGAUGACGAAGGGGAUGAGGAAGAGUUCGAGGAAGAAGACGGAUACGAUGAGGAGGAUGACGAAGAAGAGGAGGAGGAUGACGAGGGUGUGGAGGACGAGGAUGAUAUCAAACCACGGGAUCGACGUAAUGCCGGUACUCGCGGGCGACGACCGGUAAACGGAACCAAGUCAAAUGGUCGAGAUGGACUGUUCAAUCUAGGGAGCAGUCUAACCGUUACAGGGCCGAAUAAUAUUCUUACAGUCGCCGACGAUCUCUUGAAGAACGACGGCCAGAAAUUUCUUGAAAUGAUGGAGCAGCUGGCCGAACGUCGCAUGCAGCGGGAAGAGGAGGCAGCUGCUGACCUAGAGGACGAUAGCGAUGAAGAGGACGAGGAUGACGAUGAAGAGGACGAGGACGAAGAUGAGGAUGAUGACGAAGAUGACGAGGAGGUGAUGACGGAGGAGCAGAAGAUGGAGGAGGGGAAGCGAAUGUUUUCUAUGUUCGCGGCUCGCAUGUUCGAACAGCGGGUGCUUCAGGCGUACCGGGAGAAGGUGGCGCAGGAGCGCCAGCACCAACUCCUUCUUGAGCUGGAGGCUGAAGACCAGCUCACAAAGGAACGGGAGGCGAAGAAGCAAUCGCAGAACCAGAAGAAGAAAGACAAGCGGAAGCAGCAGAAGCUGGCAAAGGAAGAGGAGCGUGCGGCUAAGGCUGCCGAAAAGGCAGCUGAGGAAGCUGCUUUGAAAGCUAAACAACUCGUUCAGGAGGAAGAGCAGCGUAGGAAACGCGAAGAGGAGAGAGCCCGUCGCGAGGCCGUACGCAAAGCUGCUGAGGAAGAGAGACAGCGGAAGGAAGAAGAACGACGGAAACGCAUAGCUGAGGAAAGAGAACGUGAAGCUGAACGAGAACGGAGGCGCAAAGAAAAGGAGGAGAAAGCUAAACGUGAGAGGGAGGAAAAGGAGCGGAAGGCUAGGGAGGAGCGAGAAGCUAAAGCUGCUGCCGAGAGGGCUGCCCGUGAGGCUACCAAGAAAGAACAGCAAGAGAGAGAAGAGCGGGAGAAGAAGUUGGCGAAGGAACGAGAGGAAAAAGCGGAGAAGGAGCGUGCCGCUCAGCAACAGCGUGCUGCCGCCAAAAACUCCAGACAGCCUACUUCGCCGCGCCCUUCAAGUUCUGCGCAACGUUCGCAAAGCACGAACGGUGCCGCAAAGAAAAUCCUUACAAAGCCAACGCCUUCGCCUUCUUCUGUACCUACGCCGGCACCUGUUAGUACCACGCCCAACAACGUUCGUACACAGCCGCAACGGCCACUGCCAACCUUAUCCCAGCCUAAUAUGCCCGUUGUGCAGACUACUCCAAACCCGUUCCCUUCACCUUCUACUCCAUUGUAUCCCCCUGGAACUAGUAUGGUCACUCAAGCAGUCAACACUCCUCGUUUGCCUUAUGCACCGCCACCGUUCGGCGUCUUCGGACCUGGUCCAUCCAUGCAGCCAGCUUCUCUAGCGCCAUCUGCCCUUUCGAGGAGCUUUGGAUCUCCGUCUCCCUUUGAUCCCUCUUUUAGCCGCCCUCUUACUAGUGCGCCUCUCGCAACCUCUUCCAAGGCAAUACAGAACCCGCUCUCGUCUCCAACACUACUGGCGCCUGGAUCCUCUCGCCGUACGUCGAUACCCGAACCGGGGCCCGGUCCAGUUGCAAGGCCCCUUUCCAUCUCUCCGCUGACCCCAGGUCCCAUUUCCCCUCUGGGUCCAAUUGCACCUCCGGCGCCAAUCGCUAGGCCAACUGGGGAAGCCUCCGGUUCCAGUUCAGGCUCUCCUAUCCGUCGCACUCCAAGCCCCAAGGUGCUUGGGUCUUCUGCGCUCGCUGCAGAUGACGACGAAGUCGUGCCCCCUCCUGCAAGACGUGUCCCGCCCGGCGCUGUGGGGCAAUCGUGGGGCAACAGCACCAGCCCACGAACUAUCAUGGGAGAACCGAGGGGACCUUGGGGCAAUCCGACAUCCGCUGCUUUCCCUACUCGCCCGCCCAUCGGAGGCUCGUUGUGGGGAGGGAUGAAUGCCAACUCUGAAUGGCCACAAGCUCCAGCGACAUCUUUCUUCAAUUCCUUCGUUAACAAUCAUACUAAUUCCUCCCAUUCGCCUCAUUCUGGCAAUUGACAUUCACUUAAUGAUCAAGUGUAGCAACACACAUAGUUAACUUUCACUCCCGUGAGACACUCUUUUCCGAUCCUGCUUUUCGUAUUGUGUUAUCUCGACACGGGGAGAUUUGAUAUGUUUCGAGUAACAAGCAGAAAAUACACUAAAAGAUUUGGAAAAUC
Messenger RNA from Pisolithus orientalis, 4483 nucleotides. Its product is annotated as salt tolerance down-regulator-domain-containing protein. The transcript is spliced from 7 exons. The record is from RefSeq and is a predicted model, not a curated record. Lineage: Eukaryota; Fungi; Basidiomycota; Agaricomycetes; Boletales; Pisolithaceae. The coding region runs from base 195 to 4322 and encodes 1375 amino acids.